AUGUUUCUGCCCAAGGCAAAUGGCCAACCGUCCGGUUGCUGGUCCCGCAGCGUCUCGGCUGGGGCCCCCCCUAACUCCAGAGAGCACCGGGGGGCACAGCCAUAUGAGGCCAUUCCCUUGGCAGGGGAUCAUGGAUGGCUCAAUCUUUACCACUUGUGGAGGACUGACGGUUUCUUCAACAGGCACCAAGUGAUGACAGAGAACUUCAACAGACUGGGACCCAUCUACAGGGAGAAGCUGGGAAGCAAGGAGAGCGUUAACAUUUUCCAGCCAGACGACAUUGCUGUGCUCUUCCAGUCGGAAGGGAUGUUCCCCAAAAGGAUGUUACUGGAUGCCUGGGUUGCUCACAGAGACUAUCGUAACCACAAGUGUGGUAUCUUCCUGAAGAACGGUGAGGUGUGGAGGAGUGAGAGGCUGGUUCUGAACAAAGAGGUGAUCAGUCCAUCUGCAGUCGGUAAAUUCAGCCCCCUGGUGGAUCUGGUGGUGCGGGAAUUCACAGACUUUGUGGAGCGGGAGCUGGAGGCUGGUCGUUGGCACACGGAGUUUAACAUGUUGCCCAUUUUGUUUCGACUUUCUCUCGAGUCCAGUUUCCACCUGCUGUAUGGAGACAGACUGGGUUUAUUUGCAGAGAAAGUGGAUUCCAGCUCUGACCGAUUUAUCCAAGCUGUUGAAGAGAUGCUACAGACGACUAUCCUGUUGCUGUACAUCCCCCUGGAGCUGGCCAAAUGGCUGAAUGUGAAACCCUGGCGAGAUCACAUGGCAGCGUGGGAUUUUCUGUUUGAACACGCUGACCAGUGCUUUGGGCAGCUUAUGCACAAGCUGCAGAACGUUCCAGAGGGAGAGAGGAAGUACUUGGGAAUUAUCCCAGAGCUGAUACAUCAGUCCAAGCUUCCAGUUGACAUCAUCAAGGCCAACUCUGUGGAGCUGAUGGUUGGAAGUGUGGAAACCGUGAGUAUCUCAGCACGGAGG
This is a messenger RNA of Rhincodon typus (whale shark), 969 nucleotides long. Its product is annotated as cytochrome P450 11B, mitochondrial-like. The annotation marks the transcript as partial. NCBI's taxonomy places the organism in Eukaryota, Metazoa, Chordata, Chondrichthyes, Orectolobiformes, Rhincodontidae. Gene Ontology annotation, cellular component: mitochondrial inner membrane; mitochondrion. The transcript is spliced from 5 exons. The record is from RefSeq and is a predicted model, not a curated record. Gene Ontology annotation, biological process: cellular response to peptide hormone stimulus; glucocorticoid biosynthetic process; cholesterol metabolic process. Gene Ontology annotation, molecular function: heme binding; monooxygenase activity; iron ion binding.